Molecule: messenger RNA, 991 nt
Organism: Zychaea mexicana
Lineage: Eukaryota; Fungi; Mucoromycota; Mucoromycetes; Mucorales; Lichtheimiaceae
Exons: 3
Coding region: 144-686 (180 amino acids)
Source: RefSeq, a predicted model, not a curated record
UGAUUUUCUUUUUUUCUUUUUAUUUUCUGUGCUGCAUUUUUUUUGUCUUUUUGAAAAAAAAGAGGACUUGGAUUCUCUCGUUAUUCACAUCAAUCCCAUUAGAAGUUUGCUACUGUUUCUCUUGUCUUUGGCUACCCCCCACCAUGGCUCUAUCAUCAGAUCCCCUUUCACCAUCAAGCAUUGCUUCAUCCACUUCGUCUACUGGCAAGCGCCCACGCCGCACUACUCGGAAGAACGAGGGCUGCAUACCCUCGCCUUCCAGCAGCACAUUGGAAGAAGAUGACGAGCAACCGCAGCAUCAGCAGAGACUAAAGCUACACGGAGGCGAUGCUGUCGAGGCUGUGAAACUGACAGAUGAUGCUGCCAAGCAAUGGUUCUGCGCUCGAGUGGUUGAUACAGAUGGCCCACUUGUGCUGGUCCAUUACGAAGGAUUCCCAGCCGACCACGCCGACUGGAUCAGUCAGACCUUGGUGCGACCUCGACGAAAAGGACAGCAGCGAGCAUUGCUGUAUGGUCCACGGGGCAAAGAGGACUGGAGAGACUUUGUUCAACCUGUAAGCAGGACCACGGGCCUAGUCCAUGAUCGACGAAUGGGCUUGCACACCUGUCCAUGUACUACAAUCAGUCAUCCUGAACGGCCUGAACGCAUCACUUCAAUAUUUGAUGCCUUGUAUCAUCAUCGGUAAAUUGAGGAAAAACAAACAAACAAAUGCUGGCUGUUGUUGAAUAAAUGAUUAAUCAUGGAUGGGCUGCUUGCUAUUGCCUGUCUUUCCGCUGCCAGUGUCUUGCGCCAUAUUCGGCACAUCAGGACACGUGAAGCGACCUUUUCAGAACUCUCGCAUGCACAUACAAAGGCGCACGUACGUAACUAUUGCCCAAGCGACGAUGUUAACGAUGACGACAAAGAAGACGACGACAACGACGACGACGACGACGAGAAUAGCGAUCCCAAUCCACGUGCUCGUAAAAUCACUUCAAUUGCAGCACUCCU